Molecule: messenger RNA, 1317 nt
Organism: Clupea harengus (Atlantic herring)
Lineage: Eukaryota; Metazoa; Chordata; Actinopteri; Clupeiformes; Clupeidae
Gene: hpf1
Product: histone PARylation factor 1
Biological process (GO): DNA damage response; regulation of protein ADP-ribosylation
Cellular component (GO): nucleus
Molecular function (GO): poly-ADP-D-ribose binding; histone binding
Source: RefSeq, a predicted model, not a curated record
AGAUACUUCUGGUAAUUUUCACGUAUUUUGCGGAGGCACGCCGUGAACGGACAAGGGGAGAACGAAAUGGCAGGGCGCGGGAAAAGAAAACCAAAAUCUGAACCCCAGAAUACAGAAUCAGCCAAUGGAGACGGUAAAAAAUCGCGUGGAGGAGAGACAGAGCUAGACUCUACUUCACCUAUUUGUGAUGUGCCAGCGGCGGUGAAAGAGGAAGUGGAACGGCUGUACAAGCUACGUAUGCCAGACGACUUUUAUCACUUCUGGGGCUUCUGUAGGCGGCUGUCAGCAGAAAAUCCACGGGAUGCCCUCAGAGAAACUCUGGGACUGCAGCUUGUUGGGCCUUUUGACAUUCUCUCUGAAAGGCACAAAGACUGCUCAAAUACCCAGCCCAACUACCACCUGCACUGCAGGUACUUCUAUGACCCACCUGAGCUUCAGACCAUACUACAAGGAAGUGCUGAAACUCAAUACCAUAUGGGCUACUUCAGAGAUUCUCCUGAAGCCUUACCAGUUUGUAUUGGAGAAAACGAAGCCAAGAAAGGCUACUCCAUCAAACAAAUGGGGGACAAUCUCUUCGGAGCUGUUCUAUUGUUCCUGGUGAGGAAGAGGAAAGAGCGAGGUAGGAAGGAUGAACCUGCCCUGCGGAGUCUGGAGGAGGAACUGAGACAAGCUGCAGAGUCACUGGGUCUCCCCUUGGAGCAGAAAACCAAAGGCAUGAAGCUGAGAGACAAGAAGGUUGUCACAAAGACAUUCCAUGGAGCAGGUAUUGUUGUUCCUGUUGACAAGAAUGAUGUUGGAUACAGGGAGUUACCAGAGACAGAUGCCGGACUGAAGAGGAUAUGCAAGGCCAUAGCUGAGGCCAAAAACGAUGAGGAGCGGAUGAAGGCCUUUGCGCCCCUUCAGGAGAUGAUCACUUUUGUCCAGUUUGCUAAUGAUGAGUGUGAUUAUGGCAUGGGCUACGAGCUGGGAAUCGACCUCUUCUGCUAUGGGUCCCAUUACUUUUACAAAGUGAUCCGUCAGCUAUUGCCCCUGGCCUACAACCUCCUGAAGAGGGGUCUCUUUGGUGAGAUCCUGGAAGCCCACCUCACUAACCGUUCCCAUGACAACCUGGACCAGCUCACGCCUGCCUGAGAGAGGUCAGCAGAAUAAAACAAAGCCGAGUGAAUGAAAUGAACAGGAUUGUGGUUCUCAUAAGCUGCUGCUGCUAAGCAUUUGUCUGUACUAUGUCCUUAUUGUGAUGGUCAUGUUGUUGUUUUUCAGUACUUACUUUUUUGUUGUUGAUGUUCAAAGGUGGAUCUCUAAUAAAUUGUAUAUUUU